GUGCCCAGGAUGUUCGACCCGACAUCGGGGGCGCGUCCCCCUGCAGCUUGUUCUUCUCGAGCGCCCGACUUAUCCUGGCCUCGCUUUCGCCGCCCCGCGGGAUGUCCGCCACUCUGCUCGGAGGUGCCGCCCAGACCAAGGUAGUGGUGGUCAGGCAGCUCCACGAGGGCUGGGACGAGUACCCGGCGCCCGCUGGAAAGGCAGGGCAGGUGAAGUUCAGCUGGGAGAGCGCCGAGCCCGCCGAUGCCCCACACAUCCACCGCCUGCGGUCGGACCUGGCGAACACCUACUACUGGACCGGCGCCCCCGUCAAGGACUACCUCUUCUUCGUGGCCAAUUGGCACCCGCUGCUUGGCAUGUUUCUGAGCCAUCCCAACCACCCCUGGUCGAAGAGGGAGCGCGUCUUGAUGUUCCUGAUCUCUCUGGCGCUGACACUGGUGCCAUCCGCGCUGUUCGCGGCCUUCUUGCACGACGGAGGGGUGGGGCAGGUGCUGGAGGUGCUGCUGACCCUGGUCUUCGUGACGUUGCCAGAUACGAUCAUCGGGCUGGCACUCUACCAGCUCUCUGUCGCAGACACGAAGUGCCCAUCCUGUGCGACGUGCAUCAGUGGCCUGGAGGGUUGCCUGGCGACCAUCGUUCUCGUCAUCGGAGCACUCUCGACCAUUCUCUCCUCAAUAAUCCUCGGCGCCGUGGGUGCGAACUGGCUCGACCUGCUCCAGCCUCUGAUCAUGGGCAAGUUGUACAGCUACGCUACUUGGUUCCCGAUCUUCCUGCUCCUGCCGUGCAUCGGCUUUGCCCUGGUCUGGCGCGGGGAGCGCAACGCGCUCAUGACAAGCAACGGCGGGACCGAUGAGCAGACCCUGCUAGCUGCUUGA
This is a messenger RNA of Prorocentrum cordatum, 875 nucleotides long. NCBI's taxonomy places the organism in Eukaryota, Dinophyceae, Prorocentrales, Prorocentraceae. The record is from the annotation of a GenBank genome assembly.